This is a messenger RNA of Erigeron canadensis, 2865 nucleotides long. RefSeq names its product formin-like protein 20. Gene Ontology annotation, cellular component: chloroplast outer membrane. The record is from RefSeq and is a predicted model, not a curated record. NCBI's taxonomy places the organism in Eukaryota, Viridiplantae, Streptophyta, Magnoliopsida, Asterales, Asteraceae. Gene Ontology annotation, biological process: chloroplast organization. The coding region runs from base 152 to 2677 and encodes 841 amino acids. The transcript has 10 exons.
UUGUAAUUAAUUUUUCUUUCAUUAUUAUUAAUUUGUUCAAUUUUUUUGAAUAAUUAGGGUUCUUGUUAACCCUAGUUACUACUAUAACCAAUGAUUUGACACAAAUUCUUGUUGUGAAUACGGCAUAAGGAUUGUCUUAAGCCUUUUGAAGAUGGCAUGUUUUGGAUGUCUUUUCCGAAAGAAGGCUUCUCGAUUUCGGAAAGGAAAAAGUACCUUGGGGGCGAGUAAGAGGAAUCUGGGGACAAGUAAAAACCUUUCGAGGGCAAGUAAAAACCUUUCAGGGACAAGUAAAAACCUUUCGGGGAGUAGUAAAAGGCCCGAGUCGUCGAAAAAGGGUAAAGAAUCCAACAAUGUGGUGGUGCAGAAGUCACCUCGAGUACCUCACACCAACUCAGUCAAAAUGACUGAGCUUCGAAAGAAGAUCAUGAGCUUUAGAGAGUUUGUUGAUUUGCCUCCUUGUGUCAAUUCUUCAGCGAUUUUAGAGUUGGUCAAAGAUACGGUGAAAGAAGUUCGUAAGUUAUAUCCUGAUGUCGUGCAUUGUAUUUCAUUAUCAGAUUCAGAAGGACCUAUGAAUAAGGCGAUACAAGAGCUUUGUGAGUCUAUCAAGUCUCUUGGAAAGCAUUGGAUGCAUAGUGAUGAAUGGAUGGUCAAAUCUGGAAUGAAUAAUGAAGAUAAUGGUGAUUUAGAAAAACGUGCUCUGGCUUUGCUUGACGACAUAAUUAAGGUUGCAAGAGAGAGGGCACAUAAUCUGAAGGAAGAUGUAAAAUCACCUUCUAGUUCAUGUGGGAAGUCUUCUACAAGGUCAUCUUCAGACAAAGCAAGAUUACUAUCUUCACCAACAACCUCAACUUCAGGUCUCCAGGAGUUUCAAAAUAACAAAUCUGCUAAGAUGGACUUGGAUGAAGCAAAUAAAGUUAUAAAUUCCAUUGAUCAGUCGAAUAACAAGGAAGAGGCAAAGGACUCUGCAGUAGUCGAAGAUGACGAUGAAAGGGUGAAUAAAUAUGAGACUUCUGAUGGCAAUGUAACAGUGCAAAUGAAAAUCUCGAUACCAUCAUCAUCUCUAAAAUCAAUUGUAGAUUCAGAAAAUGUACAGUUGAUUCCGACUUCAGGGUCGCCAUCAUCAUCAUCUGAAAGGCCGUCCAUUUCAGCAUCCAUCGUGUCCCAGUCACCGCAACUAUUGGUUGCAGAAGCAAGUCAAUCCCUACCAUCACAGCAUUGUGAGAAGACGGAGAUAUCACCACCAAUUUUACUGUCAGAACAUAUACAUUCGCCUAAGAUUAGCACAAACCAUGAAGAAGCAUCGUCGCCCACAACACUAGGAGUUCUUCCUCCACCUCCGCCGCCACCUCCACCGCCUCCAUUUCUCUUGGUGGAAGAAAAUGAUAUAGCAACAUCAGUGCCACCUCCACCUCCACCACCACCACCACCACCAACCUCAAUGAACACAAGUAGUACAACUUCACUAUCACCUCCACCGCCGCCGCCGCCACCACCACCGCUACCCUCAGUGAUCACAAGUAAUACAACAUCAUUGUCACCUGCACCACCAACACCACCUGUACCACCUGCACCACCCCCAUUGAGGACAACUGGCACAGCAACACCGCCCCCACCUAUGGCACCAGGCAGUGGCAUGCCUCUGGCAAUAGGAGCACCACCUCCACCGCCACCGCCUCCCGGGGCAACUGGAAGGCUUCCACCAUCACCUCCCCCAUCUAUAGCGUCAUCAGAUGAGUCGGACCCUGCAGCACUACCACCAGUGCCACGAGGCAACAGAGGUGCUCCACCACCACCCCCUGCUAUUGGUGGUGGUGGCAAAUUACUACGUAAAUCAGUUAGUAAAUUAAAGAGAUCGUCUCAGAUGGGAUGUCUGUACCGUCAACUUAAGGCAAAGGUUGAGGGAUCGGGUACGAAGACUAAAUCAUUACAAAAGAAACCCAGCAAAGUCGGAGCAGUUUCUGGUGGUGACGAAAAGAAAGGAAUGGCCGAUGCAUUAGCAGAGAUGACAAAAAGGUCAUCAUACUUUCAGCAAAUUGAAGAAGAUGUUAAAAAUUAUUCUGAUUCCAUCAAGGAAGUGAAAGCGGCUCUGGUAUCUUUCCAAACAACAGACAUGGAUGAGCUGAUCAAGUUUCACAAAUAUGUGGAAUCUCAUCUUGAGAAACUAACCGAUGAAACACAGGUUCUGGCAAGGUUUGAAGAUUUUCCCAGCAAAAAGUUGGAAGGAUUGAGAAUGGCUGCAGCAUUAUACUCGAAGUUAGAUGCAAUUGCCACUACUUUACAAAAUUGGGAGGUAGAGCCUCCAGUGAACCAAGUUAUUGAUAGAAUUGAGAAUUACUUUAAUAAGAUCAAAGAAGAACUUGAUACACUAGACCGAACAAAAGACGAGGAAAUCAAGAAAUUUAAAAGUCAAAAGAUUCAUUUUGAUUUCAGUAUACUUAUCAGAAUCAAAGAACUGAUGGUGGAUCUUUCCUCAAGCUGCAUGGAAUUGGCACUAAAGGAAAAGAAAUUGGCAAGUGUAUCAAAAAAGAAUAGCAAGAAAGCGAGUUCAGGGAGAGUCCUUUGGAAAGCGUUUCAGUUUGCUUUUCGGGUUUAUUCAUUUGCAGGGGGACAAGAUGAUCGUGCUGACAACUUAACAAAAGAGCUCGCACAACAAAUACAAGCCGACACUGCUCAGUAGUAUAUACCACUUUUUGAAAAAAAGAACAUAACUUUUCAUGUAUAUAUGUAUAGUGAACAAAGCUUGUAGCACAAUAUUGAGUCAUUUAGGGCGAUUGAUUGCAUUCACAAAGAGAGUAUUGUUAUAUAUAUGUUUGUGUCAGUGUGUGUGUAUAAAAUUGAACUUGCAACAUCAGUAUUUAACAUCUA